Malania oleifera is the source of this 3485-nucleotide messenger RNA. Its product is annotated as phosphoenolpyruvate carboxylase 2. Lineage: Eukaryota; Viridiplantae; Streptophyta; Magnoliopsida; Santalales; Ximeniaceae. Gene Ontology annotation, molecular function: phosphoenolpyruvate carboxylase activity. Gene Ontology annotation, biological process: leaf development; carbon fixation; tricarboxylic acid cycle. The coding region runs from base 289 to 3186 and encodes 965 amino acids. Gene Ontology annotation, cellular component: cytosol; apoplast; chloroplast. The record is from RefSeq and is a predicted model, not a curated record. The transcript has 11 exons.
AGUCCCGCCGUGGAGUGUGAAGCAGCUUGCGGGAUUUGACAAUAAAGUUAACACUGAGAAAAAGUUUGAUCUUGUUUUCCUCUCUCCUCACUCUCUCGUGUCUAUAUAAAGCCAUUCACUCCAUCUUUCGGGAUCUCACACCUCUCUCUCUCUCUCUCUCUCUGCUUGUGGCCCCAUCUUCUGGUUCUUCUGGAAAUCUCACUUUCCUUGAACAAGGGAUUUGACCGAACUGAAAAGUUCGUUGUUUCUUGGGAAAUAGCAGGGCUUGAGGGGGAGUGAGAUAAAAAAAUGGCGAAUCGUAAUGUAGAGAAGCUGGCGUCGAUCGAUGCGCAAUUGAGGCUUCUUGUACCUGGGAAAGUCUCCGAGGAUGACAAGUUGGUGGAGUACGAUGCACUGCUCUUGGAUCGCUUCCUCGAUAUCCUCCAGGAUUUACACGGCGAAGAUCUCAAGGAAACGGUUCAAGAGUGUUAUGAGCUAUCCGCAGAGUAUGAAGGAAAGAAUGAUCCCCAAAAGUUAGAAGAGCUUGGAAGUAUCUUAACAAAUUUGGACGCAGGUGACUCUAUUGUUAUUGCUAAAGCAUUCGCCCACAUGCUUAGUUUGGCCAACUUGGCGGAGGAGGUUCAAAUUGCUUUCAGACGCCGGAUCAAAUUGAAAAAGGGAGAUUUUCAUGAUGAAAACUCCGCAACAACUGAAUCAGACAUUGAAGAAACUCUUAAGAGACUUGUGAUGCAGCUAAAAAAGUCACCAGAAGAAAUAUUUGAUGCUUUGAAGAAUCAGACUGUAGAUCUGGUUUUUACUGCUCAUCCUACUCAAUCAGUCCGCAGAUCUUUGCUUCAGAAGCAUGGAAGGAUUCGUAAUUGUUUAGCCCAAUUAUAUGCCAAAGACAUAACUCCUGAUGAUAAGCAGGAACUUGAUGAGGCUCUGCAGAGGGAGAUUCAAGCUGCAUUCCGUACGGAUGAGAUCCGUAGGUCUCAGCCAACUCCACAGGAUGAAAUGAGAGCAGGAAUGAGCUACUUUCAUGAAACAAUCUGGAAAGGUGUUCCUAAAUUUCUGCGCCGUGUUGACACUGCUUUGAAGAAUAUAGGAAUAGAUGAGCGUGUUCCUUAUAAUGCUCCUCUUAUCCAAUUCUCUUCUUGGAUGGGUGGUGAUCGUGAUGGCAAUCCAAGGGUAACUCCUGAAGUCACAAGGGAUGUUUGCUUAUUGGCCAGAAUGAUGGCUGUUAACUUGUACUAUUCCCAGAUAGAGGACCUCAUGUUUGAGUUGUCUAUGUGGCGUUGCACUGAUGAACUUCGGGUUCGUGCAGUAGAACUCCACAGAUCCUCAAGGAAAGAUGCAAAACACUAUAUAGAGUUCUGGAAACAAGUUCCUCCAAAUGAACCCUAUCGUGUUAUUCUUGCCGAUGUAAGGGAUAAACUGUAUCACACACGUGAGCGUACUCGUCAGUUAUUAGCCCACGAGGUCUCCGACAUUCCUGAGGAGGCAACGUACACAAAUGUUGAGCAGUUCUUGGAACCACUUGAACUCUGUUACCGAUCUCUCUGUGCUUGUGGUGACCGGCCAAUUGCUGAUGGAAGCUUUCUUGAUUUUUUGAGGCAAGUUUCCACCUUCGGACUCACACUGGUGAGACUUGAUAUUAGACAAGAGUCAGAUCGGCACACUGAUGUCAUAGAUGCCAUUACCAAACACUUGGAAAUUGGUUCCUACCGAGAGUGGUCAGAAGAACGGCGGCAGGAAUGGCUUUUAGCUGAGCUUCGUGGGAAGCGCCCACUUUUUGGCCCUGAUCUUCCAAAAACUGAAGAAAUAGCUGAUGUUUUGGACACAUUCCAUGUCCUAGCAGAACUCCCAGCAGAUAGCUUUGGAGCUUACAUCAUCUCGAUGGCCACUGCGCCAUCUGAUGUACUUGCAGUUGAGCUUUUGCAACGUGAAUGCCAUGUGAAGCAGCCAUUGAGAGUUGUUCCGCUCUUUGAGAAACUAGCUGAUUUAGAGGCUGCACCUGCUGCUGUUUCACGUCUAUUCUCUAUAGAUUGGUACAAAGACAGAAUUAAUGGGAAGCAAGAAGUCAUGAUUGGAUACUCAGAUUCUGGGAAAGAUGCCGGGCGACUCUCAGCAGCCUGGCAGUUGUAUAAGGCUCAAGAGGAGCUUAUUAAAGUUGCUAAGCAAUAUGGUGUGAAGCUAACUAUGUUCCAUGGUCGAGGUGGGACUGUUGGAAGAGGAGGUGGUCCCACCCAUCUUGCUAUCUUGUCUCAACCGCCAGAUACAAUUCAUGGGUCACUACGUGUUACUGUUCAAGGUGAAGUUAUAGAGCAAUCUUUUGGAGAGGAGCACUUGUGUUUUAGAACUCUCCAGCGUUUUACUGCUGCGACCCUUGAGCAUGGAAUGCAUCCUCCAGUCUCUCCAAAACCGGAGUGGCGUGCGCUUAUGGAUGAGAUGGCCAUUGUUGCUACUAAAGAAUAUCGUUCCAUUGUUUUUCAAGAACCCCGAUUUGUUGAGUACUUCCGCCUUGCUACACCGGAGUUGGAGUAUGGCCGGAUGAACAUUGGGAGUCGUCCAUCGAAGCGAAAGCCAAGUGGAGGUAUUGAAUCGCUCCGUGCAAUUCCAUGGAUUUUUGCCUGGACACAAACUAGGUUCCAUCUCCCCGUCUGGCUUGGUUUUGGGGCAGCAUUCAAACAUGUCAUUGAGAAGGACGUCAGGAAUCUACAUAUGUUACAGGAGAUGUACAAUAAGUGGCCUUUCUUUAGGGUUACUCUUGAUUUGGUUGAGAUGGUGUUUGCCAAGGGUGACCCCGGCAUUGCCGCUUUGUAUGACAAACUACUUGUUUCAGAAGACCUGUGGUCAUUCGGACAGCGUUUGAGGACCAAUUUUGAAGAAACUAAGAGCCUUCUCCUUCAGAUUGCUGGGCAUAAGAAUCUUCUCGAAGGGGAUCCCUAUCUGAGGCAGAGGCUUUGCCUGCGAGAUUCCUACAUCACAACCCUGAAUGUGUGCCAGGCCUACAUGCUGAAACGGAUCCGUGACCCCAACUACCAUGUCACAGUGAGGCCACACAUCUCCAAGGAGAUCAUGGAGUCGAGCAAGCCUGCUGAUGAAUUGGUGAAGUUGAACCCAACCAGUGAAUAUGCUCCUGGCUUGGAGGACACCCUCAUCUUAACCAUGAAGGGCAUCGCUGCUGGAAUGCAGAACACCGGUUGAACUUUACUUAUUCCUUGUUUUGUUUCUUCUCUUUCCCUUCUUUUUCGGAAGAGUGGAUCUUUUUUCCCAGAAGAAUUCAGGAAGUGUUCUCCUCGAAAAGCAUAUAAAUUACGUGCCAGAAGCCAAGGGAUGUUUAUUUAUUUAUCCCUAAGUGAAAGUUUGGAUAAUCUUGUAACUGGAACCUUUAAUUCUAUAGCUGUUUAUCAGAUACCAUGCAUCGAUACUAAUAGAAACCAUCAUUGUUGGAGAUGGAAUGGAUAGGCUAUAAUCAAUAAAAUAAAAUCUAUUAUUUAUGUUUC